AUGGAAAGACUUAAAUCUCUUAAGAGUAUCCAUCAAAUUCCCAUUAUUGCCAUCCUAGAGCCUUUUUCUGAUAGCAUUCAGAUUCAGUACUUCAGAAAUCAACUCAACAUGGACCAUGCUAUUAGUAAUCCAAAUAGUAAGAUUUGGCUUUUUUGGACCAAGGAUGUAGACUGCAGGAUAUUGGAAAAUGAGGAGCAAUUGAUUACUUGUGAAUUUAAUCAUGUAAUGAAUCCAAAUCAGUUCAUAGUUACCUUUGUAUAUGCAAAAUGCAAAGAUCAUCUCAGAAGACCUCUGUGGGAUAGCAUGCUACAACAGUCAGCCACCUCCCUUCCAUGGUGCACAUUAGGUGAUUUCAAUGUUAUCACAGACCCUCAAGAAAAGUUGGGAGGUGUCACUUAUAAUAUGAAAAAGAGCCUUGAGUUCAUCAGCAUCAUAGAAGCCUGUGGACUACAAGAUCUUGGGUUUUGUGGUCAGAGAUACACUUGGUCUAAUCUAAGGGGUAUAAUGUUCAGAAUCUGGAAGAGACUUGACAGAGGAAUGGUCAACGAUAAGUGGCUAGAGAUGAUGCCUCAGACUACCAUUACUCAUCUACCCUCUGUGGGUUCAGAUCACUGCCCCUUACUGCUGGAGAUGACUGAUCAAAACCAACAACACACCAAAUAUUUCAAAUUCCUUAACUGCUGGACAGAACAACCAUCUUUCUUGGAUACUGUUAGUAAUUGCUGGAACAGGACCAUGGAGGGUAAUCCAAUGUGGUGUUUCCAUCAGAAAAUGAAGAGGUUGGCAGCCACUCUUAGUACUUGGUCCAGAUUGCAAUUUGGUGAUAUAUAUGCCAAAGUUAAAGAAUAUGAAGACAAGACUAGACAUGCAGAGGAAGAGCUAAUCUCUAGUAAUUCUGAAGAGAACAGAACAAAGCUCCAUGCCAUCAAUGCAGAGUAUAUAAAAUACCUGAAACUGGAGGAAUCCAUGCUAAAGCAAAAAACUCAGUUGCAUUGGUUCAAAGAGGGUGAUGUGAAUUCCAAGUAUUUUCAUGCCUUGAUAAGAGGAAGGAGGAGGAAAUUAUACAUCCAUAAGAUCCAGAAUGAGGAUGAUAAUUGGGUACAAGGUGAAGAAAACAUAGCCAAAGCUGCAUGUGAACACUUCCAAGCCAUUUUCACUGGUGAGGAGACACAAAUUCAGGAGCAUACCCUCCAAUGUAUUCCCAGGAUGGUCACUGAUGAGCAUAAUAAAAACCUGAAAGCUAUCCCUACAAUGGAGGAGUUGAGAACUGUAGUGUUUUUAAUGAAUCCCAAUUCAGCUGCUGGACCUGAUGGAAUGAAUGGCAAGCAUGGAUUCUUUCAUUCCAUAAGAGGCCUUAAGCAAGGGGAUCCAUUAUCACCAGCUUUGUUUAUCAUAGGUGCUGAAGUCCUCUCCAGGCUCAUGAACAACCUUCAUCAACACCCCCAAUAUCAUGGUUUCCUGAUGGCUAAAAAGGGCCCUCAAAUUAAUCAUCUCAGUUUUGCAGAUGACAUCAUCAUAUUCUUAUCUGGAAGAUCUCAUACCUUGAAGCUUAUCAUGGAGACACUACAUACCUAUGAGCAUGCUUCAGGCCAAUUGAUCAACAGAGACAAGAGUAACUUCAUGGUACCCUCAAAUGCAUUCAACUCUACUGUUAGAAGAAUCAAGAAAGUUACAGGCUUCAAGCAAAAGAACAGCCCUAUCACAUAUCUGGGGUGUCCUCUUUACAUUGGUAGACAGAGGAUCAUCUAUUAUUCUGAGCUUAUAGCUAAAGUUGUGGCUAGGAUAGCUGGAUGGCAGGCAAAAUUAAUUAGUUAUGGAGGAAGAGUUACUUUGAUUAAGCAUGUCAUCCAAGCACUUCCUAUUCACUUGUUAUCUGCUAGUUCCCCUCCUGCAACCACUAUCAAGCAAAUUCAAAGCAUCACAGCCAAUUUCUUCUGGGGAUGGAAGAAUGAAAGGAGGAAAUAUCAUUGGUCUUCUUGGAAGAAUCUGAGUUAUCCCUAUGAAGAGGGUGGUAUUGGAGUGAGACUAAUAUCAGAUGUUGCCAAGUCUUUCCAAUACAAACAAUGGUGGAUAUUCAGAACUAAGAAUUCCUUAUGGAGUGAGUUCCUCAAAGCUAAGUACUGUCAGAGGUCAAAUCCUAUAACCAAAAAAUGGUACACAGGACAGUCUCUGAUAUGGAAGCACCUCAUGAAGAACAAGCACAAUGUUGAGCCUCAUAUCCAAUGGCAGAUACAGUCUGGUUCUUGCCUCUUUUGGUGGGAUAAUUGGUUGGGAGUUGGCCCCUUAGCUAAUUUCAGGCCAGCCAGUAGUAGACAGAACAAUACUAAGGUGUCUUCUUUCAUGAUUAAUGGUCAAUGGAAUACAGAACUGGUCUAUCAGAAAGCACCUCCUCAGUUUGUACCUAGCAUCCUGGCAAGUAACAUCAACUAUCAGCCCCACAAACUUGAUCAGGCCUCUUGGAAGCCUAAUAGCAGUGGGGAAUUUAGUUGUUCUUCUGCCUGGGAACUUAUCAGGGACAAAAGGAGUAAGACAAGAAUUAACUCUCAAACAUGGCACAAACACAUUCCUUUUAAGUGUUCCUUCCUACUCUGGAGAGCACUUAGAGGGAAACUACCUACUAAUGAAAAACUUAUCAGCUUUGGAGAAGCCCCAGCCCAAUGUUACUGUUGCCAUAGAGCUGGUUUGGAUACCAUUGACCAUAUAUUUGUUUCUGGAAACCUUGCCAGGAAGGUUUGGAGUGUAUUUUCUGAUUCUCUGGGUAUUAGUAAAGAAUACACACCCCUUAGAAACCUGAUGAUGAGGUGGUGGUCCAGUAAUUACAGUAAUGAGGUCCAUAAACUUAUCUUACAAGCAACUCCAAUCUUCAUAUGUUGGAACUUAUGGAAAAAUAGAUGUGCCAUCAAAUAUGGAGGGAAGCAGUCCAAUAUUACAAGAGUGAUCUACUCAGUCUUCAAGGAUAACUUCAACCUUCUAAGCACUACCUACUCUUAUAUCAGCUGGCCAAAUAGAUGGAAGGAACUGGUCCUUCUUGUGGAAAAAUGUACUAAUGAAGUUAAUGUUAGUACUGUCUACUGGAGGAAACCUUCAGCUCACAUGGUGAAGCUGAACACUGAUGGUAGUGCACUUCACAACCCUGGAAAAAUAGGAGGGGGAGGAUUGCUAAGGAACAAUCAAGGAGAUCUUCUCUUUGCUUUCUCAACCCCUUUUGGAGAAGGUAUAAAUACACAGGCACCAUAUCAUCCAACUAGUGGAGGGCCAGUCAGGUGUAUACUGGAAAUUUACCACAGCUGUUCCAAGGUUGGACUUGCCUUAGAGACUCAGCAGUCAUACAACACCUGCACAAACAAGCAAUUCAAUAACAACAACAAAGGUCAGGCACUCAGAAUUCCUGCACAUGCCACAACUGCAACAACAAACAAAAGCACCAUGCAACAUCAAAAGGAAUCCAUAUUGCACAGGAUCACAGCAAAUAUAGUAGAGGCAAAUCCCAAGAAGGAUACAGAAAAUACUAUAUUUGCACAACCAAAGAAGUUUCAUCUCCAACGGAUAAUUGGAGACGUUAGUCGAGCGACCUUGAAAAUGUGCAGGUACCCUAAGGAGCUGAUCAUGAGUAAUGAUCUCCUCCUGAAGAUAGCUUGCAACAACAUACAACUGAACAAUUCCACUAGCUGGCUAUAG
Messenger RNA from Solanum dulcamara, 3678 nucleotides. RefSeq lists its product as uncharacterized. Lineage: Eukaryota; Viridiplantae; Streptophyta; Magnoliopsida; Solanales; Solanaceae. The transcript is spliced from 5 exons. The record is from RefSeq and is a predicted model, not a curated record. Bases 1 to 3678 code for a protein of 1225 amino acids.